CGACAUCAAGUGUCAAGCGCCUACCACCCAGAGUCGCAGGGCGCGCUGGAGAGAUUCCACCAGACGUUGAAAAACAUGGUCCGCAUUUACUGUCAUGAGACGGAUGACCAGUGGGAUGAAAUGGUUCCGCUGUUGUUGUUUGCUGCUAGAGAGAGUGUGCAGGAUACUCUGGGGUUUAGCCCAUUUGAGCUUGUGUUCGGCCAUGAGAGUAUGUGAACUGGCAAGAGCGAACCUCGGUGAGGCCCAGAGACGGAUGAAGACGCGGUACGACAGAGAUGCUCAGUCACGAUCCUUUUCACCUGGAGAAAGAGUACUGGUCUUCCUUCCCGUCCCUGGGCAGUCACUGAAGGCGCGUUAUUUUGGACCAUGUACCGUGGAGAAAAAGCUAAGUGACCUGAAUUAUGUAAUUCAGACUCCAGUCACGACUUUGCCAUAUUAAUCAGAUUAAGAAAUAUGUAGAACGCAAUAAACGGCCUAUAGAAGAAUGUAAGGAUGGCAAUGCAGUCAUGGUGAAUGUGAUGAAUGUUAUUAAUGAUGGCGAGAAAGAUGAAGAUCCCCUUGUUGAUGUGCCUCACUCUAAAUUAAUGAAUUCAGAUAUUCUUAAUAAUCUAAAAAAUAAGUUUUCUCAUCUAGAUUCUUCGAAACAGCAACAGCUGAAUAACUUGCUUUUGGAUUUUUCUUGUCUGUUUUCUGAUGUUCCGGGUCGGACGAAUUUAAUGCAU
Molecule: messenger RNA, 722 nt
Organism: Penaeus vannamei (Pacific white shrimp)
Lineage: Eukaryota; Metazoa; Arthropoda; Malacostraca; Decapoda; Penaeidae
Source: RefSeq, a predicted model, not a curated record